GGGGCUUAUAGGAAGCGAUAGGUGAGACUCAGGUAAAGGAGGAAGUGAAAGUAAGUUCAGUCUCCUCCAUUAGAAGAGGACAGAAGUCCGGAUUCACUCGGGGUCGGUGUCGGCAGUGUUCAGCUGUGUGUGAAUGAAGAAGAGUAAAUGAUGGAUCUUCAGAACUCCAGCAGUGGAGGAGGACCUCCUGUCCUAAAAAUAAACAACCAGGAUGUUUAAUAAAGAACAGUGUUAAACUGCUGAAAGAGGUGAAGCACAAGCCAUCCAGAAGAAUCUCCUGAAAACGCAGAAAUUGUUUGCUACAUUUCACAGACAGAUGGAGCCAAGUCCCAACAUGGAGAAACAUCAGCACUCUGUCAAGAGUUUUACUAAACAGAGUGAUCUCAAAAAACACCAGCGCAUUCACACAGGAGAGAAACCGUAUCACUGCUCAGACUGUGGGAAGAGUUUUAAUCAACAGGGUCAUCUCAAAAAUCACCAGCGCAUUCACACAGGAGAGAAACCGUAUCACUGCUCAGACUGUGGAAAGAGUUUUACUGAACAGAGUAAACUCAAAAUACACCAGCGCAUUCACACAGGAGAGAAACCGUAUCACUGCUCAGACUGUGGGAAGAGUUUUAAUCAACAGGGUCAUCUCAAAAAACACCAGCGCAUUCACACAGGAGAGAAACCUUAUUACUGCUCCGAUUGUGGGAAGAGUUUUACUGAACAGAGUAGUCUCAAAAUACACCAGCGCAUUCACACAGGAGAGAAACCGUAUUACUGUUUCGACUGUGGGAAGAGUUUUACUCAACAGAGUAAUCUCAAAAUACACCAGCGCAUUCACACAGGAGAGAAACCGUAUCACUGUUUCGACUGUGGGAAGAGUUUUACUGAACAGAGUACUCUCAAAAAACACCAGCGCAUUCACACAGGAGAGAAACCGUAUUACUGUUUCGACUGUGGGAAGAGUUUUACUGAACAGAGUCAUCUCAAAAAUCACCAGCGCAUUCACACAGGAGAGAAACCGUAUUACUGCUCAGACUGUGAUAAGUGUUUUACUACACAGAGUACUCUCAAAAUACACCAGCGCAUUCACACAGGAGAGAAACCGUAUUACUGCUCAGACUGUGGGAAGAGUUUUACUCAACAGAGUGAUCUCAAAAUACACCAGCGCAUUCACACAGGAGAGAAACCGUAUCACUGUUCAGACUGUGGGAAGAGUUUUACUUUACAGAGUGAACUUAUAUUACAUCUGCGCAUUCACACAGGAGAGAAACCUUAUUACUGCUCAGACUGUGGGAAGAGUUUUAAUCAACAGGGUCAUCUCAAACUGCACCAGCGCAUUCACACAGGAGUGAAACCAUUUCACUGCUCAGACUGUGGGAAGAUUUUUACUACCCAGAGUGAUCUCCAACGACACCAGCGCAUUCACACAGGAGUGAAACCAUUUCACUGCUCAGACUGUGGGAAGAGUUUUAAUCAACAGAGUCAUCUCAAACUGCAACAGCGCAUUCACACAGGAGAGAAACCAUAUCACUGCUCAGACUGUGGGAAGAGUUUUAAUCAACAGAGUCAUCUCAAACUGCACCAGCGCAUUCACACAGGAGUGAAACCAUUUCACUGCUCAGACUGUGGGAAGAGUUUUAAUCAACAGAGUGAUCUCAAAAAACAUCAGCGCAUUCACACAGGAGAGAAACCGUAUCACUGCUCAGACUGUAGGAAGAGUUUUAUUACACAGAGUAAACUUAAUAUACAUCAGCGCAUUCACACAGGAGAGAAACCGUAUCACUGUUUCGACUGUGGGAAGAGUUUUACUGAACAGAGUAAACUUAAAAUACACCAGCGCAUUCACACAGGAGAGAAACCAUAUCACUGCUCAGACUGUGGGAAGAGCUUUAAUCGACUGGAGACUGUCAAACGGCAUCAGCGCAUUCACACAGGAGAGAAACCAUAUCACUGCUCAGACUGUGGGAAGAGUUUUAAUCAACAGAGUAAUCUCAAACUGCACCAGUGCAUUCACACAGGAGAGAAACCGUAUCACUGCUCAGACUGUGGGAAGAGUUUUAAUCAACAGAGUCAUCUCAAACUGCACCAGCGCAUUCACACAGGAGAGAAACCAUAUCACUGCUCAGACUGUGGGAAGAUUUUUACUACCCAGAGUGAUCUCAAAAAACACCAGCGCAUUCACACAGAAGAGAAAAAUGUCCCAAAUUUGUCCCAUGGCAAAUCAUAAAUUCCACCAGAAACAAAUAUGAACUGUAUUUAACAAUGGAUUUUACAGGUUCAGCAAAACUAUUCUUAUCCAGGGAUGAUGUGUAUAGAAUUCCAUGUUAUGUUUGUAUGUCUUGUAAGUUUGAAUAUUCCAGGACAUUCUUUGUGAGACAGAGCUCAGUUUUUAGGUUAGUUACUGUUGCGCAGUAAGGUUACAGGCUCAUUCACUCCCUCUGCUGGUGUUCUUGUUUGUCUAUGGUUCAGUCCAAUUAAAAAUCUGUUACUAUAGAGGGAUACAGAGGGAUAUUUGGUUGUGUUGUAUUACUCAAGUUUUAUACUCUCUUAUCUUUUCCUUAUUGAAUAUUAAAUGUUGCUUAUGGUUUUUUUAAUCUCCAAAGUUACUAAGAAUAUCCAAAUAAUGUAGUUUCUAAAUUGUUUUUAUCCAGUACAAACUAUUAUCUUUGUAUUACUUCACCUCUAUAUUUACCCAUGUGUGUUUUAAUAAACGGCUUUUAUAUUGCA
This is a messenger RNA of Astyanax mexicanus (Mexican tetra), 2715 nucleotides long. Its product is annotated as zinc finger protein 850-like. Gene Ontology annotation, molecular function: DNA-binding transcription factor activity; RNA polymerase II cis-regulatory region sequence-specific DNA binding. NCBI's taxonomy places the organism in Eukaryota, Metazoa, Chordata, Actinopteri, Characiformes, Acestrorhamphidae. The transcript has 4 exons. The record is from RefSeq and is a predicted model, not a curated record. Gene Ontology annotation, biological process: regulation of transcription by RNA polymerase II. Bases 317 to 2215 code for a protein of 632 amino acids.